AAAAAGUCAAAAUAGACAAGAAUAAAAAACUGCACUUUGAAUGUAUGUAUGUGUGUGUGUGUGUGUGUGUGUGAAUUAAGCUGCAUGUGAACUAACAGGAAACAACGAGCAAUUAAACUGACGACGACGCGUUGGUUGACGUUGACGUUGACGCAGAAGCAGACGCAGACGCAGACGCAGUACGCAGUCGCAGCUAGAACCAUGGAGCCCAAGACUGGCUAAUUAAGGUCGUCGUCGCUAGAUUUUGCAACGCACAAAUCGCACGCCAUUUUGUAGUAUGCUUCAGAAAUAUUACGAAACAUUCUAGAGAGGGGCGUACGGAACAAGGAACUACAACAACAACUAUACGACUACAAUACAACAAGUAACGAUAAGCAAAUACGAUCAGUAACUGCAGCAAGGAAGUCAAGCAACAAGCUAAAAACAGAAACGGAAACGGAAACGGAAAUCGAAAAUAAUCGAAAAAUUGAAGGACGAAGAUACCGCUAAUUAAAGAGAUUAAAAGAGCGAGAAGGAGCUAGUGUGAGUGUGAGUGUGAGUGAGAGCCAGCAAGCAAGUGACGCCCCAAAAAUGAGCAGCAUGAAGGGCGGCUUCUCCACACUAAAUCGCUGGUUUGGCCGCAAAAAAGACAAAUCUGGGGUCGCAUCGAAUGGAAAGCUAUCGAAAUCGACGACACAACUGCACCAUUUGUCCACAGAUCAGGGCAUGCACAUCAAUGAGGCUAGUCAGCUGGAUUACAAUCGGAUUACGCCGCUGCCGGCGGCAACCAGCAAUGCACCGUUCGAGCAGACGUUUCGCAUCACUGUGCUCCUGCCCAAGGAUCAGCUGUAUGUGACACGACUGGGCGCCCGUGUGCCACUCAGCAAACUGCUGUCCCUGGUCUGUGACAACAAACAAUUGGAUGCCGAUAAAUACGAGUUCCGCAAUCCGGUGGAUGCUAGUCAGGUGUACAGCUGCGAGUCGACAAUUGGAGCCGUGGGUCUGUCGGAGAUACGAUUGUGCCACAAGUCCGAGUCAUAUGAUAGCUUCAAUGCCGACGCAAUGCUCAAGUUUCAGCGCACGGUCGCCGCACGGGACUCGCUGAGCAGCAGCUCGGACUUCAGCAGCAGCCGGCACUCGCAAUCGAAGCUAACGGCCAAGACGCCCAGUCCGUACAGUUCGAGCAACUCGCUCAACUCGAUGGAUUCGACGGGCAUGAACUACACGCGGACACCGGUGGUGCCGCCGAAAGCGCUUGCUGUGGCCCCGCCGCCCCGCAAGAAGCGUGUCGCUCCGCGUCCACCCAACCAGCUGGUCAUCCCCGAACAAUCGGUGGCCCAGUAUCCAGCCACACAGACGCAGACCCAGGCACAGAGACAGACACAGACACAGACACAGAAUGCGGAGCCCGCAUAUGCGGUGAUUGUGAAACGUCCCCAGAUGUGCAUGUCGACGCCAAAUUUGGCCAGCACACCGGAGCUGGAAAUGGAAAUGGAAACGGAUAUGGAAAUGGAAUCGGAGUCGUUGCAUCAGCUGGACUGUAAUGGCAAUAGUGCCAAGACACCGGAUGCCACCGAUGGUGGACACUAUGCGACACUGGACCUCAAAUCACUACCGGAGCCGACGCCGCGCAAGCGUCUAGUGCAGCUUAAGAAGAAGACAGCCCCAGCCCCGCCACCCGAUGGAUUGGUCAUGGGUGGAGCAGGAGCUGCAGCAGCUGCUGAUACCAUAUCGCUGGCCUCAACAACGGCCUCCAUAACGGAUGUGUUGUCGUCACCGCAGCCGGCGCCCAGAAUAACCACACCAAUACCCGCACCCACAUCCACAUCCACAUCCGCAACAACAACAAAUACAACAACAGCAGCAGCCACUGCCACAACCAUAACCACAACCACAUCCAUGGAGGCACCACCGCCGCUGCCGGCAAGUGCAGCGCCCCAGCUGCUGAAUGGCAACCAGAAUGUGUCCAAGGUGCUGUUGAAUCGCACACCGACACCAGAGCCGCGCUCGCUGAGCAGCGUCAACGGCGAGGAGGAGGAUAACAAUGAUGCCGCCUCCAAGCAGGCCGAUUCUGGCAUUGGUGAGCCUCUGCCCUCCAGCACACCCUCACCGGAACCCGAACCCGAACACGAAACGGAAACGGAACUGGAACUGGAACUGGUGACAGCACAGAGAAAGGCCGCAUCCAAGUCUGUGUCCAGUUCGGAUGAUGAUGAGGAGGCCAUCAAGGUGUACAAUUUCAAGACAUCCAGUCAGAGCUCACACAAGCUGACAGCGACAACGCUCGCCGAGCUGCGUCAGCUGGAAGUGGAGAACGAGGAGAACGAGGAGGAGGAGCCACAAUCCCCAACAAAUGAUGCACCAAUGAUGGCAUCCACACCGGGCAGUGCCAGCGAACUGACAUCGCUCUCAUCGUGGAAUUAUGCUGGUGCCAUAUCGCCGCCGCCCGAUUUCUCCGAUGGCAUGCAAUGCGCCAAGAGCCAAGCUGGUUCGCCACUGGGCGAGAUUGUCGAUGAGCUGUCGUCCAUUAUACAGCAACAGCGCCUGGACACGCUUAUCCGCCAGGCGCCGGAACAACCGCAAAUCGAGGCAGCCAAACCGAAUCGAUUGGCCAACUUUAGCAUUGCGACAAUCAGUAAUGGACACGGCACUAAUGCCCCAACCAAAAGCAAGAACAGCUCCAGCUCUAGCUCCAGCUCCAGCUCGAUCAGCAGCAGCAGCAAUUGCUCACCAUCGAUACAACGCGCCGACUCCUUUCAGUCGCAGCCAAAGCGCCAAAACUUGAGCCUUCGUUUGCGCAGCUCCUCGCAGAUCUCGCUCAACAAGCUCGAUGGAAAUCUGCAGCAGCAGCAGCAACAGCAACAACAGCAGCAGCACCAGCAGCGCCGCUCUUCCAGUGAGCUAAGCAUCGCCGAAUCGCCAUCGCUGCAGAGCUUGGAACUGAUCAAGAAUAUAUUGAGCAACUCACGCAAGAACAGUCUCGCCGGCAGUCCGGAUUCACAGUCAGAGCAGCAACUGCUGCAGCAUCAUCAGAAACCAAAGAGCAGAUCCCAGACAGAUGAGACCACCACAGUGGUGUCGCAUCCAUCUACAACACACGAGAAUACAGCUGUGUCCACAGCCACAGUAGCUACAUCCGUAUGCAUUACGCCGACCACAACUGUGGCCACACCUCCCAACACGCCUGUCUCCACACUGGUAUCCCAACCAAAAGCAAACACAAUUGUGACCACACCCAUUACCACAACCGUAUCCCAAGUGGUGCUUAGGCCCGUUACCGGCAAGCCGGCAACCAAAGUGGAGUCCAAGUCCGUAAUCACAGUCGAGUCGACUUCCACAUCGUCAACCCCUCUCUCUAGUCUCAUCCCAUCCUCGACGAGAAUCAACAACAACAACAACAACAACCCAGUUAAGGAGACCAUAACAAGAGUCAAUAGCUCCGCAGCAGCAGUAGAAGAAGAAGCAGCAGCAGCAGCAGCAGCAGCAGCAGUAGCAGCUCCAACUCCAAUUACAGUGGAAUUGGCGCCGUCAUCCAAGCCGCUGCCGCCCACCUAUCGCUACUCCGGACCGCCGAGCAUUAACUUUGCCACGUGGAGCGAGCGACCCAAGUCGCAGGUGGCCAUCAAAAAUGAGGGUGACUACAUCUAUGGCGGUGCCACAACACCAACAAUGAGAGCACCAACAGCAACAGCAGCUGCAACAACAGCAGCAGUACCAGCAAGAACAACAACAUCGCCGCCCGCCAAGCUAACAAUUGAGGUGGCUUCGCCCAUGCUGCGAAUGGGCAUACCACGAAAGGAUUAUCAUGUGCCCAUAACGGUUAAGCCGCUGCGCGAUGCCAGCCAGGAGCGGGAAAGGGAGCAGGAAAGGGAGCAGGAGCGCGAACCCGACUGGGUAAAAGAGCAUCAGCAGCAACAGCAGCAGCAGCAACAGCAGCUCAAGGAGACGGAGCAAAAGGAACCGCAAAUCUUGCGCGAACAGCUAAAACCAUCAACGCUGCCGCGACCAGCGAAAAGUAAUCGUUAUACAAUGCCAGCGAGCAGCAUCCAUAUGCAGCCGAACAGCAUCGGCAGCAUCAGCAUCAGCAGCAGCAACAGCAACUCCCUGGAGAGGCAGCUGAGACAGCAGCAGCCACAUCAGCCGGCAGAGAUGCCAGCAGCACCUUUUGGCCAGAAUACAUUGAGGCGCACGGGCUUCAAGGAGCGCAUGCUGGCCAAGGAGCAGCAGGAGAAGGAGAAGGCGCUAACCAUGCGCGUCUCAGUCAAUGGCACAACAACAGCAGCAGCAACAACAGCAGCGGCAACAACAGCAGCAGCAACAACAGCAGCAGCAACAAGAGCAGCAACAACAGGAGCAGCAACAACAGCAGCAGCAACAAGAGCAGCAACAACAGCAGCAGCAACAACAGCAGCAACAACAGCAGCAGCAACAACAGCAGCAGCAACAAGAGCAGCAACAACAGCAGCAGCAACAACAGCAGCAACAACAGCAUCAACACAAGCAGCAGCAACAACAAAGCCAACAAUCAUGAGAAGCAGCAAACUGGAGCUAAAGCUGCAAACGGAAACGGAAGCAGCAACAGCGCCAUUGCUGCAGGUUAAGCUGCGAUCCACAGUCAACAACAAUGAGGUGGCCCUGAAGUCGGCGGCAACAAGCACGCCCACACCGCCAGCACCACCGCCAGCAAUGCUGGCGAAAGCAAAGCCGCAGAUGCGCAACGGGAAUGGGACGCCAAAUUCACCAGAUCCCCGCUCCCAGCUCCUGGAUGCGAUACGCAACUUCAAGCGCGACGAGUUGAAUCGAGCCUAAAAAGAGAAUUGAGAGCAACAACAAAUAAAUACAGAAAAAAAACAUCAACUAAACAAAUCGCUCGCAAAUUGCAAUUGGCAGAAGAAAAAAAGUUAUAGAAAAAAGAAGAAAGAGAAAAAGGUUCAAAUACAAUUGUAGAAAUUAUAGAAACUGUUCGCGAACAACAACAACAAAAACAAUAAAAACAAAUCAGCAAAUUGGCGAGCGAUUAAUGUUAAUGGAAGUAUGGAAACCGAAACGAAAUGCACAAAGCAAAAGCACAAAAAAAAACAAACAAACAA
This is a messenger RNA of Drosophila grimshawi, 5069 nucleotides long. Its product is annotated as mucin-5AC. The transcript is spliced from 4 exons. Lineage: Eukaryota; Metazoa; Arthropoda; Insecta; Diptera; Drosophilidae. Bases 571 to 4788 code for a protein of 1405 amino acids. The record is from RefSeq and is a predicted model, not a curated record.